AUGAUGUUUAGUGGUAGUGGAGGGGACGGAGACUCCGGGCUAGGUCGGAUAAACAUGAUGCCAACGAAGGCGAUGCUAAGUCCUACGGCGGAGAUCUCCCCAAGGGGUCCACCACAACAACAACCACAGUGGGGACUGCAAGAAACGAAGGACUUUAUUGGGAUUAGAGCGGAGUUGGAGAAGGAUUUUACUGUGACAAAGAGGAACAAGACGUUAUGGGAGAUAGUGAGUGCUAAAAUGAGAGAGAAAGGGUACCGAAGGACACCAGAACAGUGUAAGUGCAAGUGGAAAAACCUCGUCAAUCGUUACAAGGGCAAAGAGACAUCUGAUCCUGAGACUGGCCGGCAAUGCCCGUUCUUUGAGGAACUCCAUGCAGUGUUCACUGAAAGAGCUAAGAACAUGCAGCGACUACUUCUUGAAUCUGAGGCAGGUUCUACUCAGUCAAGGAAAAGGGUGAAAAGAACUAGUGGAGAUAGAUCCUCUGAAGAAUUCUCAGAUGAUGAAGAUGAGGAUGAAGAGUACAGUGAGGAGGAGAAGCCAGCUAGAAGCAAUUCUAGGAAGAGGAAGGUUGAAAAAAUGGUAGUGAAGUCUCCAAGAGCGAGCAGUAGUACCGUUGGUGGUAUUCAAGAAAUGCUCAAGGAGUUCUUCCAGCAGCAACAAAAGAUGGAGAUGCAGUGGAGGGAGAUGAUGGAAAGGCGUGCUCAAGAGCGGCAGAUGUUUGAGCAGGAAUGGCGGCAGUCAAUGGAGAAGCUCGAGAGGGAGAGGUUAAUGAUUGAGCAGGCUUGGAGGGAGAGAGAAGAACAGAGGAGGAUAAGAGAAGACAGCAGGGCUGAGCGGAGAGAUGCGCUGCUGACAACCCUUUUGAACAAACUCAUCCAUGAAAAUAAUCUAUAA
Molecule: messenger RNA, 894 nt
Organism: Dovyalis caffra
Lineage: Eukaryota; Viridiplantae; Streptophyta; Magnoliopsida; Malpighiales; Salicaceae
Source: the annotation of a GenBank genome assembly